AUGGUGCAGAGCACAGCAGGGCCGGCCGGAGCGCGUGGGGGUCCGUGCUGCCGCCAUGGCUCGCUCUUCAAGAAGAAGACCGUGGACGAUAUAAUAAAGGAGCAAAAUCGAGAGUUAAGAGGUACACAGAGGGCUAUAACCAGAGACAGAGCAGCACUUGAAAAGCAGGAAAAACAACUGGAACUGGAAAUAAAGAAAAUGGCUAAGACUGGUAACAAAGAAGCCUGUAAAGUGCUGGCAAAACAGCUGGUGCAGCUGAGGAAGCAGAAAAAUCGGACAUACGCUGUCAGCUCUAAAGUCACUUCUAUGUCGACCCAAACAAAGGUCAUGAACUCUCAGAUGAAGAUGGCAGGAGCUAUGUCAACCACAGCCAAAACAAUGCAAGCAGUUAAUAAGAAAAUGGAUCCACAAAAGACACUACAAACUAUGCAGAAUUUCCAGAAGGAGAACAUGAAGAUGGAAAUGACUGAAGAAAUGAUUAAUGAUACUCUGGAUGAUAUUUUUGAUGCUUCUGAUGAAGAGGAAGAAAGCCAAGAUAUUGUUAAUCAAGUGCUUGAUGAGAUUGGAAUUGAAAUCUCUGGCAAGAUGGCCAAAGCUCCCUCAGCUGCCAGAGGUUUGCCAUCUGCAUCAACAUCAAAAGCUGCCACCAUAUCAGAUGAAGAGAUUGAACGACAGCUCAAAGCUCUGGGAGUGGAUUAGCUUGGUGGCUAAUAAUUAGAGUCUGCCUUCUAAUUAUUCAGCUGUAGACAGAUGUACAAAGUGCAAAUACUCUCUCAGUGCAACUGAUUUCUAGGAAAACUCUGAAGCUUCAGAAAUGACAACUCGAAGUUGGUACUGGAGGAAGGAGAAGGGGAGAAUGUAUUAAAUCAAUUUACAGAGAGAAGUACAUUUGGUAUGUUCAUUGCAUGGACCCUCUUUGACUCUGGACCAACCAGGGGUGUAGUUCUAAUGAUAAAUUCAUUUAUACCUGAUGCAAAUCUGUCCUCCAAAUUCAAAGCUUUCUUCUAUCCCAGCUCCUGAUAUCUCUCUAGAACUGGCUAUUCUGUGGCUGGUGAUGCCACCUCCUAGGACAGCACCUAUGUAAGAUUUAUCAUUUUUAUAAAACUAUCACUAUAGAAACAUUCUUAGUCUGUCAUUUUAACACUUCACCUUUGCUCUUCGUUGGAAACUGUUUUUUCCUUAAGAAAUAGCCUUGAAAGUCUAGCAAAUUUAAGCAGAAGGAAAAGGCAUUUUAUACAAUGCUUUCAAAUUCCUGUAGCAACUUUUGAGUUGAUUAAAUACUAGCUGGUUAUUCUUCUUACUGGAAGGGAAGGAUACACUCCUCGUGCAGUUAAUUUUUCUGGAAGAGGAUUUACAUUUGUUAGUGAACUUUGUUGCAUGAAAGGCACUGAUUGAACUCCAUUGUACUGUAACAUAGCUGGUUUCAACAGAAUUGCUGUGCCUUUAUGUAUAUAAAUCUUGUACCUUUGUGAUUUUCUUUCAGGAUGAGUUUUUGAGAGGUGAGUAAACUUGUAAUUAAGAUGGUUUCACAAAAUACUAUGGUGAGACCUCUCUGUGCACCUGAUGGGACUCAGUGCUGAAGCUGAGAAAUGCACUUGUUCAAAAAUGCAACUCGUGCACUUGCAAAAAGGACAUUUGCCUGAAGCAACAUUUGUAUAUAUUUUACAGUAUUUCUUAAUGGAAGAUAACUGUGCAUAACUGUAUUGUUUGCUAAGAAGCAAUUGAUCACAUUGAUAAGCUAAAUUAAAUUUUAGUUUUGAGAACACUUUUGGAUCAUAAAUGAUAAUUAACUUGUCUAAAACACUAUAAUAAAAGUGUUCUGGUUCUGUGAAGGUUUUUCUAUGGUCUCUGAACUGCAUCAACAUGAUUCUGGCUUUAAGUGGAAUAUGCACUGGGCUAGUGAAAUAAGAACUGUUGAUA
Manacus vitellinus (golden-collared manakin) is the source of this 1920-nucleotide messenger RNA. It is a transcript of the gene CHMP2B, whose product is annotated as charged multivesicular body protein 2B. Gene Ontology annotation, biological process: protein transport; endosome transport via multivesicular body sorting pathway; late endosome to vacuole transport. The coding region runs from base 1 to 699 and encodes 232 amino acids. The record is from RefSeq and is a predicted model, not a curated record. Lineage: Eukaryota; Metazoa; Chordata; Aves; Passeriformes; Pipridae. Gene Ontology annotation, cellular component: ESCRT III complex; multivesicular body. The transcript is spliced from 6 exons.